UUGUUACUCUACCAAGUUUAGUUUUGUCAAUCGGUACUGUUUUCAGUUUUCAAUUAACUCAUUGGUGUUAAGUGAGAGCUGGAACUUGGUAUGUUUCAGAUGGAAGGUGAUGAGAUUGUAGAAGAGCUGCAGGAUGAGGAGAAGCGUCAGGAUUCACCUGUUGACAGUCAGGAGCUUCCGGACGAUUGUUUCCCCGUUCUAGCUGAAGAUGACGAGGAUGUAGAGAGAGUGUCCCAGUCCGUCCCCUCUGACAUGAUGUCCCCUCAGGGCUCCACUAUUAUCCGGGACGUCAUCGUGAUCGACACGGACAGCGAGAGCCGUGAGAGUAGAGAGGGGGAGGAGAAGCAGGAUGACGAGGAGGAGGAAGAUGAGGAGGAGGAGGAGGAGGAAGAAGAAGAUGACGGGGUGCUGAUCUGUUCAUUAUCUGAAAUAGUGUUGCAGUGAUGUUUUUUUGUAGGCCAACCCGGAUGUCAGCAUCACAAUGACUCCCUCAACAAAAAGCAAUCGGAUUUUUCCAUUGGAUUUUUUAAAUAUUGUAGUAAAAGUUCAAUCUGGCAAAAA
Notothenia coriiceps (black rockcod) is the source of this 561-nucleotide messenger RNA. RefSeq names its product troponin T, skeletal muscle-like. The record is from RefSeq and is a predicted model, not a curated record. NCBI's taxonomy places the organism in Eukaryota, Metazoa, Chordata, Actinopteri, Perciformes, Nototheniidae. The transcript has 2 exons. Bases 91 to 444 code for a protein of 117 amino acids.